Molecule: messenger RNA, 1618 nt
Organism: Lineus longissimus
Lineage: Eukaryota; Metazoa; Nemertea; Pilidiophora; Heteronemertea; Lineidae
Exons: 7
Coding region: 7-1587 (526 amino acids)
Molecular function (GO): peroxiredoxin activity
Source: RefSeq, a predicted model, not a curated record
GUUUUUAUGGCAUUUCUAACAUCAUUUUUGGACAAUCCGGACGCAAGUAAACCAAAAGUUUGCAAUACCUCGGUCAAGGGCGACGUCUUUCUCUUGGUGGACAUCACGAAUAACUUGGCCAACGCGGGACAAGGAGUCAGCAACUUCAUUCAAUUCUUGAAGGCAUUGAUCAACAGGCUAACAGUUGGCGGAAAGGCCAUACGUAUAGGAAUCAUUUUCUACGAUGACAGAACCAUUCUGGUGUCCAACCUGACCUAUAAUGUUUCAGAAAUUCAACAGAAAAUCGCCGGAAUGCAGAGUGAUAGAGAUCCCGAGUCGUCCAAUUUGUACCAAGCGCUAAAAUUUCUAUUAUACAAGGGAUUCAAGAAGAAGGUUGGUUCCAGACCAGUACCUCGCAUUGGCCUGAUCAUCUCAAGCGAAUGGCCAAAUGUAGACGACGUGGACAAAGACGCUGUCCUGAAGUUGAAAAGUAUGGGGGUCAGGCUUCUCUAUGCCGGUGACAAAGGAAAAGACACCAUGACUAACUUCGUCUCCAAGCCGGCGAAAGAAAAUAUGUUCUUUCUGAGCCAGUAUGGUAUUGAUGCGAUCCAGAGCGCUUCGGUUAUUGCUUCGAAAAUAUGUGGACGACUGGCGAAGUUUCAGUCAAAAAGGACAACUGAGACCUCGUCAGUUGGGGCACCUUCAUCAUCAGCUGAGACGCCCAGUACAUCAUCAGCAACUGCGACAAAUAUACCACCAACUUGGGCGACAGGUACAUCAUCAAUUACUGGGAGGACAUAUACAUCAUCAACUGAGAUGCCUUUCUCUGCAACCGCCCCUGUCAGUGUUACGAUAUCACCGCGAGGAAAGAAACCCAUUUCUCAUGCUCCCGACGAAAGGACGCUUGUAACACCCACACCGGAGGCAGUCAACAAGAGCCAAAAGAAACCAGUUAUUUCUCCUGAUUCUCUUGACGGAAAAUUGUUUGUAACAUCCUCAACCCGAGAAGGCGACAAGAGCCCCAAGAAACACAAUUCCCGAUAUGAUUCUCCAGAAAUGGCGUUCGAACCAAAUGACCAGACCGUCAAAGCAAGAAUGAUGGAAGUGAAAGCACAGAUGGGUUUUCUGCCAAAUGCCUUGAAAGUAUUCGCUCGUCGUCCUGCCGAAUUCAAAACAUUUUUCAACCAUCACGAUACUUUGAUGGCUGACGGAAAGGGCAACUUGACGAAGACGGAUAAGGAAAUGAUAGCUAUUGCUACUGGUGCUGCUAACAAGUGCGUUUACUGCGUAAUUCAACACAGUGCGAUGCACCGGAACUACUCGAAGAACCCGCUACUGGCGGAGCAGAUUGCAACAAAUUGGAAGCAAGCAGAACUAAACAGUCGUCAAAAGUCUAUCCUUCGCUUUGCCAUGGCCGUAUGUCAUACAGAGACCAUAACGGAGAAACAUUUUAAGGAUUUAGAGAAGCAUGGGCUGACGAAAGAGGAUGCGUGGGACAUCGGAGCAAUUACAGCCUUCUACUCCAUGGAGAAUAGGAUAGCUCUUGUAGCAAAUGUUAAGCCGAAUAGGGAGUUCUAUGCAAUGGGGCGGGGUAUAAAGUCAACCUGAUGGUGGUUCUGGUUAGACUAAUGACUAAUGA